Molecule: messenger RNA, 2432 nt
Organism: Chenopodium quinoa (quinoa)
Lineage: Eukaryota; Viridiplantae; Streptophyta; Magnoliopsida; Caryophyllales; Amaranthaceae
Exons: 6
Coding region: 143-1030 (295 amino acids)
Biological process (GO): proteolysis
Molecular function (GO): cysteine-type peptidase activity
Source: RefSeq, a predicted model, not a curated record
UUGUUAUCAAUAAAUUUUCGUUUGAUUUAGUUAUGGUUUUUGUUAUCUAUGUGAUAUUUUUUAAUUGAAUUAAGUAGGAAACAAGGAGAAGAAAAAGGAGAAGAAAAGACACGGAAAAAAAAGAGGAAAGGAUAAGCUUCCAAUGUACUUGCGUUCACCUUUCAUGGUUGAACAUGAAAAACUUUUCAAGAAUGUGGACAAUAGAAAGGUAGCUGAGUAUGCGUUUGCUCAAGGAGAUAAUAAGGAGCUUUUGUAUGCUGAUAACAUGGGGACAACGAUUACGAGAGAUGAGAUUCAUAGUCUCAUAGAAGAUAAGCACAUGUUGAACAAUGUUGUGGAUGCUUAUGUUUGCCUAUUGAAUUUUGAAAAUAAAAGACGUGGUGUAGACAAGAAGAGUAGAUUCUUUUUCAGUACUGAAUGCUAUCUCAUACGUUGUACAGAAAAAUACUUCAAAUCAAAUGAAAGGCAAGAUGAUAGAAUGAAGGCUUUGUUUGAUAGAAUGCAACAAGAAAUGACAACGACCGAAGUAACAAGCUUCAAAAGCAUUCAAUUGGUUUUCUUCCCGGUCGUUUUACCAGAUCACUACUAUUUGCUGUGUGUCAACUUUGUGGAAGGAACAUUUGAUUUGAUUGACAACAGAUUUCUUCCACCAAAUAUUCCUUUUCACAAUAAAUAUGGAAAUUACCAUAGAUUAAUGUUGAAUGCAUUUGCUGAUUUCGUUCACUCAAUUGACUCAAAUAUAAAGAGUGACUUUGUAUCCUCCUUCAAAACAAGAAACUUGAGUAUGUCAUGGAAGAGCAAUAACAACAAACAUGAUUGUGGAGUGUUCCUGUUGAAGCACAUGGAAACAUAUGAAGGAGAAUCUGUAAAACAAUGGAAUUCGGGACUAGAAUUAGACAAUUUUGACCAAAUGAAAAAAUUAAGAGUGGAGUAUUGUGGGAAGAUAAUAACAGCAGAAGUAAAUGAAGAACGGAACAAAGUGAUUAGGAGAUCAAAAAAGUGGUCAAAGGAGAACAAAAUGGAUAUAUGAUUGUUAAGAUCUUAAGUUUAUAUUUGUAGAGAGAUAUUUGCAAAGAAUAUAACAGUAAUUUUUUAUGUUCUAUGUAUUUACCUGUUACAAGAAAUAUAUUGUUGAAUCAUAUUAAAUGCUAAAAUUUUAAUAUAAAAUAUAUCAUAUAAACUUAUAUGCUAAAUUAUAUUCAUGUUCUAAAUUAUAUGGGUAUGUUCUAAAGUAUUUUUGAUUAUGUUUUAAUAAUUAUAUGCUUAUAAAGUUAGGAUAUUAGAAUAUAUUAUUAUAUAUUAAUUUUGACUUAAAACUUAAAGUGUAGAACAUUAGAACAUAAGAAAAUUAAAAAAAAGUAACAAGAAAUGACAACAGCCAAAGUAACAAGAUUCCAAAGCAUUCAAUUGGUAACUUGAUUCUAAUUAUAUCUUAUUAUGUUGUACUUUUUUCUUAUUACAUGUCCAAAUUAUUGAUUUUGCUAAUCUUCUAAUUAUUUUUAUCUAUGUUCUAAAGUAUUUGCUUAUGUUCUAAACUGGCUGCUUCUAAUCCAUUACUUUUGCUUUAUUUUUCCUUUUGAAUACAAUGCAUACACUCUUUAGUGCAUAUCUAAGAAGGCAUAUGUAAAUCAAUGUUAAGAAACUUGAAUAAAUAAAAGUUGAUUAAAGCAAGAUUCAACUAAAUGUUGUUUAAUAAAGGUAUCUAAAAUGCUUGUACUAUCAUUACUCGUAGUUCAAAUUGACUUAAUAAAACAACUUAUAAUUACGAAAAGGGGGGAAGAUGAAAAGACAGGAGAUGUUAUAAAACAUUAUAAUCAACUUUAAUUAACAUAAAAAUUGAUAAGAAAAACACUAGUAGAGAUACUCUGAAUAAUAAUUGGACAAAAAAGAAAUAAAAAUAUAUUGUUUCUAAAAGUAAAUAAAUUGAGUUCUUAUAUUUUAAGAAUUACAUGAAUAAUAUUUUACGUGCUAGUAAAUGAGAUAUUGUUUCUAAAUAUAUAACAUCUCAUGCAACUGGAUUAAUAGUAUAUUCACCAACCUGUAAAGAAAAAAAAAUAAAACAAUAUUAGAACAUAAGCACAUAAUUUAGCAUUAAAAAAUGUUAUAACAUGCCAUUUCUAUUAGUUUAGAACACAUGAUAUUAUAUAGAGUAAAAACUUUAGAACAUUUAAAGAAACCUUUAAAACAUAUAAAGAAAACUUUAGAACAUAUAAAGAAAAUAUUUUGAACAUAAAGAGAAAAGUUAAAAUAUAAAGGAAAACUUUAGAACAAAAUGAAUAACUUUAUAUUCUAAACAUUAGAGCAUAUUAAAUUACACUAAAACAGAAAGAAUAAACAUUAGAACAUAGAGAAAACACUUUAGAACAUAGAAAAGUAACUUUAGAACAAAGAGAAAACACUUUAGAACAUAUUGAAUUACUUUAGAACAUAUA